GUUACUGUAUUUCUUAGGCCCUUCCGCCAAAGAAAGGAUCUUGCCCCUUCUCAUUAGUCCUCAGCCUAACUCCCAACCCUCGCGAGCUUUCGGUUCUCUCGCCCACCUUUAAAAGACUAUCAAAGCUCAACCCUAAGCAGUCUCAGCGAUCAUGGCGUACUCUUCAGCAGUUCAGGCGUCUCUUUUGGUGCAGUCAGAAGCUGAUGGAUCGCUGCUGAGGUCGAGAUUCAAGUCCAUAAAUAAAAUAGGUGACCAUGAUAAGCCAUGGAUUUCAUUCACGCCCUUGGACCUUAAAAGCAGGAUCGGCUAUUCAAAAUACCGAUGCAAUGUAUUGUGCAUGUCGGUGCAACAGGCCAACAUAAGGAAAGUUGAAGUUAGGCCGCUCGAGCUGGACGAUGCUAAGGAGCCGCCUCUCCAUCUCUACAAGACCAAGGAGCCUUAUACGGCAACGAUUCGUUCAGUUGAGAGGAUUGUUGGACCGAAAGCUCCCGGUGAGACGUGCCAUAUUGUGAUUGAUCAUGGAGGUAAUGUCCCAUAUUGGGAGGGACAAAGCUACGGUGUAAUACCUCCUGGUGAGAACCCAAAAAAGCCUGGAUCUCCUCACAACGUGCGGUUGUACUCAAUUGCAUCGACCAGGUAUGGGGACUCAUUUGACGGCAAGACAGCCAGUUUAUGUGUUCGCCGUGCAGUUUACUAUGAUCCCGAAACCGGAAACGAAGACCCUUCGAAGAAGGGUGUUUGCAGUAAUUUUCUUUGUGAUGCGAAACCGGGCGACAAGGUUCAGCUCACAGGUCCCUCUGGCAAAGUAAUGCUAUUACCUGAAGAUGACCCAACUGCUGCUCAUAUCAUGAUAGCUACUGGAACUGGAGUCGCUCCUUACCGCGGCUACCUUCGGCGAAUGUUUAUGGAAUCGGUGCCCAGCUUUCAAUUCCGUGGCCUUGCCUGGCUCUUUCUCGGCGUCGCAAAUUCCGACAGCCUUCUUUAUGAUGAGGAAUUCGGCAACUACCUUCGGGAUUACCCCAACAACUUCAGGUAUGUUAGAGCUCUGAGCAGGGAGCAGAAGAACAGGAAUGGAGGGAAGAUGUAUGUGCAGGAUAGGAUUGAGGAGUACAGCGAUGAAGUGUUCAGGCUUUUAGAUGGAGGCGCUCACAUAUACUUCUGUGGGUUGAAGGGCAUGAUGCCUGGCAUACAGGAGACAUUGAGGAGAGUUGCAGAGCAGAGGGGAGAGAGUUGGGAAGAAAAGCUUGGUGUUCUGAAGAAGAAGAAGCAAUGGCAUGUUGAGGUUUAUUGAGAUAAUAUGAUUACAUUCUUGUUUCUGUCAGGAAUGGGGUCUCAGCUGAUAUGAUUAUAUGGCUGUGGCAGAGUUAGGCUUAGUUCAAUCUGGCUCAACUUUGAUUCACUUUUAUAAAUUGGUUUAGCUUCAUGUGAAGAUUUAAUCAAUUUGACUGGGAUGAAAAUGUG
Phalaenopsis equestris is the source of this 1461-nucleotide messenger RNA. Its product is annotated as ferredoxin--NADP reductase, embryo isozyme, chloroplastic. Gene Ontology annotation, molecular function: oxidoreductase activity. The record is from RefSeq and is a predicted model, not a curated record. The transcript has 6 exons. Lineage: Eukaryota; Viridiplantae; Streptophyta; Magnoliopsida; Asparagales; Orchidaceae. The coding region runs from base 152 to 1291 and encodes 379 amino acids.